CGUUUGGGUUCCCUGGCUUUGAUCCUAAGGCGGCUCAGCAAGCCCCUAGACCCCAGCCUGCAGACAGCUGCCUCCUGUCUCAGGUGGACAUGGCGCACAAAGGCUGCAUUCCACCUGGUGGUCUGCUCUGGGCUCUGCGGCUGAUCCUGGCAUGGACCCUCCUGGGGGCCUGUGGAGGAAGCCACCCACUCCAAGCUGGGCUGGCAGCGGAUCCAGGCACAGGCCAGCUGCAUCGAGCAGGAGACCCUCCAGCUUCCAUUCCCUCACCUUCCCUGAGGAUCCAAGACCCUGGCUCACAGGUGUCAGCAGCACCAGGAUCGUGUUGUCCCUCAGCGACGGAAACACCGAUGGCAUCAGGCCCUGGGAUCUUUCUGGAGAGCUGUGGGAUGCCAAGCUUCAGAUGCGAAUCCUUCCUGGAACACCUCCAGAGAGCCCUCCACAACCGCUUCCACCUGCUGCUGUUGGGAAUCAGCCAAGCACAGCUGCUCUGCUCCGACCUCUGCCAGGCUUGGUUUGACACGUGUAAAGCAGAUCCGACCUGCAGCCGGACUUGGCCUCUACCCUCAGCAAAGAGGGGCUGCGAGCCCAACUGCCGCACCUACGGGCAGACCUUCGCGGAUGGAGCCGACCUGUGUCGUUCGGUGCUGGGUCACACCCUGCCCGUGGCAGCUCCGGGGUCCCGCCAUUGCCUCCACGUCUCCACGUCGGGGCUGCCGCCGAGUCCCAGAGCCCCCCGACGGCGCCGGCGCGCCGCGGCCUCGGUGCUGGACUCGGCGGCCAGCGGCAGCGGCAGCGGCAGCGGCCCCUAG
Messenger RNA from Jaculus jaculus (lesser Egyptian jerboa), 809 nucleotides. RefSeq names its product retbindin (gene Rtbdn). Lineage: Eukaryota; Metazoa; Chordata; Mammalia; Rodentia; Dipodidae. Gene Ontology annotation, cellular component: external side of plasma membrane. The coding region runs from base 90 to 809 and encodes 239 amino acids. The transcript has 6 exons. The record is from RefSeq and is a predicted model, not a curated record. Gene Ontology annotation, molecular function: riboflavin binding; signaling receptor activity; riboflavin transmembrane transporter activity.